UCACAGACGAUAAAGCAGUAAAACGCGGUGCUGCUCCGAUUGACAGAUUGUCCAUAGCAGCUAGCAGUACAACAAAGGAUAUUUUGGGCCCUGCUCACAGUAAUAUCGGAUUUUUGCAUUCAAAUUCAUGUUGGAGUAUCCUGAAUCUAACUAUACUACAUACAUACAAUUUUAAAGAAGCAUAUUAUAAAUAAAUAAUAUGGUUACAGAACGAAAAAAAACAAAAAAACGUAAAGAUGAUGCACUUGAUUCUUCUGCUAAUGAUAAAAAUCCCACUAAAGAAGAAUAUUUAGUUGCUAAGUGGAUUCGAGCCAAUGUACCUUCUAAAAAAACCAAAUUUGAUCGCAACCAUAUGGUGGAAUAUUUUACUGGAACACGAGCAGUUGAUGCUCUUUUGGAAAGAUCGCCAUGGAAUAAAACAAUAUUUGAAACUAGACAACAAGUUGUAGAUUAUCUUGAAAUAAUGCUUCGACACAAGUUCUUUCACAGAGCAAAAAAAAUUAUUAUCUCCGAAGAUGAAUUAAAACAAAUUAAAAAUUUAAAAAAAAGAAAAAAUGUGAAAAAUGUAAAAGAUGAGACUUGUUCAGAAAAGAAUGAUGAUGCUAAUGCUGCAGAAACCAUAAAUGAUAAUGUUUCCAAAGUUAAUGAAGGAAAAGAUAAUAGAAAAUUUGAAAAUGCAUCAAAGAAAAAGCCUAAAGUCCGAUUGGAAAUGCAUAUGGAUCAAUAUUUUGUUGAUUGUAAUGAUGCUUAUGUUUGGAUAUAUGAUCCUAUUCCAUUUUAUUAUUGGUUUUUUGGAACUUUAUUAGUGUUGGGUGCUAUUGGUGUUUGUUUAUUUCCAUUGUGGCCAUUGACAGUAAGACAUGGAGUUUGGUAUCUAAGUGUUGCUGCUGCUGGAUUUCUCGUCUUUAUUUUAUCACUUUUAAUUGUGAGAUCUGUUGUUUUUUGUCUUUUGUGGGUUUUGACAUUGGGAAGACAUCAUUUAUGGUUGUUUCCUAAUUUAAUAGAAGAUGUAGGAUUUUUUGCAUCUUUUUGGCCUAUAUAUGAUCACCAAUGCUUCAGUUCAAAUGAUGGUGAUACGAUGUUUGAUAAGUCGAAACAAACAACUCACAAUAAGUUAGAAGCUGAGAAUGUAAAAACAUUGAAGGAAUCAACACAAGAAUCAAAUUCUUCAAAACCAAGCCAAAUGUUGGAUGAAAAGUCAUAUGAUGCACCUGAAUCAUCCGAUGGUCAAGGUGCCAAUGAAGAAAAUAUGGAAAGUGACCGUUCAAACUCAGAAGACUUUGAAAUGUUGUAAUUUUAUAAAGUAAAAUUUUCAGUUUAUUAAUAAAAUUAUUAUUAAAAUAUUGAAA
This is a messenger RNA of Trichogramma pretiosum, 1349 nucleotides long. RefSeq names its product translocation protein SEC62 (gene Trp1). Gene Ontology annotation, biological process: post-translational protein targeting to membrane, translocation. The transcript is spliced from 6 exons. The coding region runs from base 200 to 1294 and encodes 364 amino acids. The record is from RefSeq and is a predicted model, not a curated record. Gene Ontology annotation, cellular component: endoplasmic reticulum membrane; endoplasmic reticulum. NCBI's taxonomy places the organism in Eukaryota, Metazoa, Arthropoda, Insecta, Hymenoptera, Trichogrammatidae.